GCGUUCACCUUUCAAUAAGCCUGCACGCCAACGGUGUCUUCGGACGUCUUCGCAUUUUCUCGCUAGUCGUCGUCACCCAUUUUUCUGAUUCUUUCCGAACCCCUUAUAGAAUCACUAAUAUAGAAGCAUCCUAUCUUUCCUUAAAACUUCCUUGAUCCCAUACCCUUCUGCGAAAACCGCUUGCCCACGUCUUAAAAGAGCAAACUUUUUUCAUCCUGCUCUGGAGGGUCCGUCUCUCGUCCUUUUUGCUUGACGAGUUACACCAAAUUACAUAGCCCGGAUGGAACAGAAGAGCGUUUUGUUCUCGGCAUUGAGUGUGGGGGUUGGUUUAGGUGUGGGGAUCGGGCUGAGCCAGGGUCAAGCCGUGCAGAAAUGGGUUGGCGGGAAUCGUGAGUCUCGAGAGCUUACUGGGGAGCUGAUUGAGAAGGAGCUCAAGAGGCAGGUGGUUGAUGGAAGGAGCGGCAAUGUCACAUUCGAUGAUUUUCCUUAUUUCUUGAGUGAAAGAACUCGCGUGUUGCUGACAAGUGCUGCAUAUGUUCAUUUAAAACAAUAUCACUUCUCCAAACACACCCGAAACCUUACACCCGCAAGCCAGGCUAUAUUACUUUCUGGACCUGCAGAAUUGUACCAACAGAUGCUUGCCAAAGCUUUAGCACAUUACUUUGAAUCAAAGUUGCUUUUGCUUGAUGUUGCUGACUUCUCUAGGAUGGUGCAGAACAGAUAUGGAUGUGCAAAGAGGGAAUCAUCUUUGAAAAGGUCCCUAUCCGAGUUGACUCUGGAAAAAGUGUCCAGUUUGUUUGGUUCCUUGCCAAUCACUUCGCCCAGUGACACUAGAGGAAAUUCACGCCGACAGAUUAAAGGUAACGAAGCUUCUGAUAAUCCUCCGAGACACCGUAGGAAUGCUUCUGUUGCAGCUGAUAUGAAUAGCAUUUCUUCCUAUCCUGCAUCAACAACUUCAGGUCCCCAGAAGCGUCCAAGCAGUAUAUGCCUAGAUGAAAAAAUGUUUCUGCAUUCACUCUAUAAGGUCUUGGUUUCUGUCUCGGAAACCAGUCCCAUAAUCCUAUAUAUCAGGAAUGCUGAGAAUCUUUUUCUUAAUUCACCCGCGUUAUACAGUUUGUUCCAAAGAAUGUUAAAGAAAAUUUCAGGGUCAGUGUUGAUACUUGGCUCCAAGAUAUUAGAUUCAGAAGAUGAUUACAGAGAAGUUGAUGAGAAGCUCACCGUGUUAUUUCCUUACACCAUUGAGAUCAAAUCGCCUGAAGAUGAGGCCAACCCUGGCAGCUGGAAAGCCAAGCUGGAAGAGGACAUGAAAGUACUUCAGUUUCAAGAUAGCAGAAACCACAUUGCUGAAGUACUUGCUGAAAAUGAUAUUGAAUGUGAUGAUUUGAACAGUAUCUGUCAUUCAGACACAAUGCUUCUCAGUCAAUACAUUGAAGAGAUUGUGGUAUCUUCAAUAUCUCACCAUUUGAUGAAUAACAAACAUCCAGAAUACCGAAAUGGGAAGUUAAUCAUGUCAGCCAAGAGUUUGUCCCAUGGACUGAGCCUGUUCCAGGAAGGAAAAACUAGUGGGAGUGGUAAUCUGGAAUUGGAAAAUAAUGUACCUAGGAAGGACGCUGCUGGAGAAGGCAUUGCUGGUGCAAGGAAUGAUGUACGUGCUAAUGCCCCAGUACCUCAAAAGAAAAGUGAAACAGUAAAAUCUGUCCCUGUGACCAAAAAGGAUGGAGAGAACACUGCUCCUGUCCCUGUGAAAGCGGAAGUUCCUGACAAUGAGUUUGAGAAGCGGAUAAGGCCUGAAGUUAUCCCUGCAAAUGAGAUAGGGGUUACAUUUGCAGACAUAGGUGCAUUAGAUGAAAUUAAGGAAUCACUUCAAGAGAUGGUCAUGCUUCCCCUUCGUAGACCAGACCUCUUCAAAGGUGGCCUUCUUAAGCCAUGCAGAGGCAUAUUGCUUUUCGGGCCUCCUGGUACUGGGAAAACUAUGAUGGCAAAGGCGAUUGCAAAUGAAGCAGGAGCAAGCUUCAUCAAUGUCUCGAUGUCCACGAUUACUUCAAAGUGGUUUGGGGAAGAUGAGAAGAAUGUCCGAGCUUUGUUCACACUUGCAGCAAAGGUUGCCCCUACAAUAAUCUUUGUUGAUGAAGUUGACAGUAUGCUAGGACAGAGAACAAGAAAUGGAGAACAUGAGGCCAUGAGGAAGAUAAAAAAUGAGUUCAUGACCCAUUGGGAUGGCCUAUUGACCAAACCAGGUGAGCAGAUUCUGGUACUAGCUGCAACCAACCGGCCAUUUGACCUUGACGAAGCAAUCAUAAGACGGUUUGAGCGCAGAAUCAUGGUGGGUCUUCCAUCUGCUGAAAGCAGGGAACAGAUCUUGAAAACCCUGCUAUCUAAAGAAAAACAUGAAAACAUGGACUUCAAAGAGCUUUCUGCUAUCACAAAAGGAUACAGUGGAAGUGAUCUCAAGAACUUGUGCAUGACAGCUGCAUAUCGACCUGUCAGGGAGCUCAUGCAGAAGGAAAUGUUGAAGGAAAAGGAAAAGAAGAAAAGGGAGGUAGAAGCCAAAACCUCAGAAGAUGCUACAGGUAUUAAAGAAACCGAAAAAGAUGAAGCGAUUACCCUGAGGCCUUUAAACAUGGAAGACAUGAAAUAUGCGAAGUCUCAGAUCGCUGCAAGUUUUGCUGCUGAAGGGUCAAUAAUGAGCAAGCUGAAGCAGUGGAAUGAUUUGUAUGGAGAAGGAGGUUCAAGGAAGAAAGAGCAGCUUUCGUACUUCCUCUAGAUUGUAGGAAAGGCUGAUAAAAUUAUGUAACUUGUCAGCCUUCUAAGAAAUAGGAAGAACAGGACAAGCAGCCCUUCAUAUCAUAAGAGCUUAAAUCCAGGGACAUAUAUUUUCUAAGGGAUGCAUAGUUUUGAAUUAUAUACAAAGCAAUGACUAGCGGUAUUGGGGAAUUUGUGUAUAAUGUAUUGUGAUUAGCGUACAUGUCAACUUGAACUCUAGAAAUUCAAUUAUAUUUGUCAUUGGUGGUUCUACAAGGUGCAUUGGCUUUUUUUCGUGGAA
Messenger RNA from Neltuma alba, 3043 nucleotides. RefSeq lists its product as uncharacterized. The record is from RefSeq and is a predicted model, not a curated record. Bases 281 to 2764 code for a protein of 827 amino acids. Gene Ontology annotation, cellular component: mitochondrial outer membrane. The transcript is spliced from 15 exons. Lineage: Eukaryota; Viridiplantae; Streptophyta; Magnoliopsida; Fabales; Fabaceae. Gene Ontology annotation, molecular function: ATP hydrolysis activity; ATP binding.